Sclerotinia sclerotiorum 1980 UF-70 is the source of this 435-nucleotide messenger RNA. RefSeq lists its product with no specific name. The coding region runs from base 1 to 435 and encodes 144 amino acids. The transcript is spliced from 3 exons. Lineage: Eukaryota; Fungi; Ascomycota; Leotiomycetes; Helotiales; Sclerotiniaceae. The record is from RefSeq and is a predicted model, not a curated record.
AUGUCUGAUGGUGAAAAUCUCUUGGGAGUACUUUUCAAGCGCGCAAAAUAUAGUAGGAAAAAGACUGUUCCACAUCCCGCAGAUAUAUUCGAAGAAGGUACGAUGCUCUAUUGGACCGGACACAGAGGAACAACUCCGGCACGACCAUCUUCAUCCCCGUCAAACAACAGAAUCAAUGACCGAAUUUGCGUCACUGUAGUCAAAAAGCACGAACGCGAGACUGUUAUCGCUGCACCUCCUCGCGGAUCGGAUUCGGAAAUAAGGGGGGCACCCAGUAGGACUAUAUCACCUGAAGAGGUGAGCGUGUUUUAUAAUAUACGACUUGAAAUCGAUGGAACAGAGAUUAAAAGGGUCAAUGGGAAGGAGUUGAGACGGCCGCAUAUACGUGAUAAUUGGUUGGCCAGAAGUGCGGUCAGGAAGGGCUAUAGCGGUUAA